CCCAGUCAGCAAUCAUCCUAGAUAUGUCUGUGGACUGAGGGGCUAUGGAGAAGUUCCUGAUAUUUUCAGUAUCUGACCCCUUCAAUAUUUCUUUAUGAAUAAAACAAGGUCAAACCAAGAUAUAGAUGAACUUUAUUGACUAUAUAGUGCUUUCCAUUAAAUGUUUUGUAUUGGGUUUCAGUUUUUCUUGCCCUUUAUUAGACACAACUGUUUUGUUUCCAUGCUACAGUGUUUUUAUUUUUGAAACUGGCAUUGAGAAAGGUCGUUAUUUUUUGGUCCUGUUUUGAAUUCUAGACGUUUUGGUCAUCUGGGUAAUUGAGUUUCUGUCUGCCGUGUUCGUGUUCUGUCGUUUCUUCACAAGAUUUGGUUUGGUGAAAGUGAGUUUUGUUGGGUAUUUCAGAUUUUGUUGUUCUGUAUAAUUUCGUCGGUGGGUUUGAGUGGUGAGGAAAGAUUAAGGUAGUUAAAUUGGUAGUUGGAUUUUUGGUUUCAAUUCACGGGAAUAUAGAUGUGUCACAAGAAAGGUGUAGUAGAGGGAAAGCUCCAGAUUCUCAACUGCUUCUUUGAGCCUUUUUCUACUCCAAAUAAGUAGCUUUUUCAGAGUUUUUGGGGCUCUACUUUUAAGGUUUUGUUUUGGGGAGAGUUUCUGUCCUGUUAUUUCUUCCAUUGAUGCCCUUGUUCUGUUUGUAAAAUGAACCAUUCUGGAGCAGAAAGUGAUCAGAGAGCAGCAGUCCAUGUCUCAAAGGACAAGAAUGGAAUUGACCAGGUCUUGCUUCGGAACCCUCGAGGAGCUUCAGCACUGGUUAGCUUGCAUGGAGGGCAAGUUCUUUCAUGGAAGACCGACCAUGAUGAAGAAUUAUUAUUCACAAGCAGUAAGGCAAUCUUUAAGCCACCAAGUGCAGUGAGAGGAGGAAUUUCAAUUUGUUUCCCGCAGUUUGGAACCCGUGGAUUGCUGGAAAAACAUGGG
Corylus avellana is the source of this 964-nucleotide messenger RNA. The record is from RefSeq and is a predicted model, not a curated record. NCBI's taxonomy places the organism in Eukaryota, Viridiplantae, Streptophyta, Magnoliopsida, Fagales, Betulaceae.